AUGGUCGGAAGAAACAAGACAACUGUCGAUGAGUUCAUUCUCUUGGGAAUCACAGAUAUUUGGGAGCUGCAGGUCAUUCUCUUUGUGCUGUUCCUUCUGAUCUGUGUCACCUCAUUGGUGGGGAAUCUGGGCAUGAUUGCAUUAAUCAGGCUUGACUUUCGACUCCACACCCCCAUGUACUUCUUCCUCUGCCACCUCUCUCUGGUGGACAUAGGUAAUUCCUCAGCGGUUGCUCCCAAAAUACUAGUGAGCUUCUUUGAAGAAAGGAAAACCAUCUCUCUGCCAGGGUGUGCAGCCCAGAUGUACUUUUGUGGAGUCUGCAUCAUCACCGAGUGUUACCUGCUUGCUGUGAUGGCCUAUGACCGGUACAUGGCCAUCUGUAACCCUCUGCUCUACGUGGCCACCAUGUCUCAAAAGGUUUGUGUCCAGCUGGCUGUGGGAUCCUACAUAGUAGCGACUGUGAAUGAAAUAGUUCUUGUCAGCUCAGUGUUCAAUUUACACUUCUGUGGCCCUAAUGUCAUCAAUCACUUCUUCUGUGACAUUCCUCCGCUCCUGAGACUGUCCUGCUCCAGUACGACUGUCAACGAACACGUGCUUUUUACCAUUGGUACUUUUAUUGCACUCAGCACUUUAGUAUUCAUUGUUGUCUCUUAUGGUUCUAUCCUUACCACUAUCCUGAGGAUCCACUCCUCAGAGGGCAGGCACAAAUCUUUCUCCACCUGUGCCUCACAUUUGACAUCAGUCUCAGUUUUUUACGGGACUCUGAUCUUCAUGUACCUCCGUCCCAGUUCUAGCUACUCCCUGGACCAGGACAAAGUGGUGUCCAUUGCCUACACCCUGGUGAUUCCCAUGCUGAACCCCCUGAUCUACAGCCUGAGGAAUGUGGAGGUGAAGGAUGCUCUCAAGAGACUCCUAGAAAAAAUAGGGUUCAGCCAUCAGACACAGCUUGAUGCAAUCAAUUCUGUGUGA
Nipponia nippon (crested ibis) is the source of this 969-nucleotide messenger RNA. Its product is annotated as olfactory receptor 5J3. Gene Ontology annotation, cellular component: membrane. Gene Ontology annotation, molecular function: olfactory receptor activity; G protein-coupled receptor activity. Gene Ontology annotation, biological process: G protein-coupled receptor signaling pathway. NCBI's taxonomy places the organism in Eukaryota, Metazoa, Chordata, Aves, Pelecaniformes, Threskiornithidae. The record is from RefSeq and is a predicted model, not a curated record.